UCAGCCGCCUGGCGCCUGCCCGGGCGCCGUCGCCGGCGCCGCUUCUUCGGCCGAGGGCCCCGGGCCGAAGGCCGGCGGCGCGGAGGGCCCGGGGCGGCCAGGAGCAGCAGCGAGAGGAGUUGUGGUGGCCCGGCGAGGUCGGCGAGGGCGACGAGGGGCACCCGAGUCGCAUGGAGUGCCCCGAGUGCGGUGCGCACAUGGACCUGGUGCGGCGCGGGGCGGCCGGGCGCGGCGCGGGGGGGUGGUUCUACGCCUGCUCCCGCCGCGACGACGAGCGCCGCCCCUGCACGGCCUGCAGGAAGCCGGUGAAUAGGACCGCGGCCAGAGAGCGCUCGAGGCAGAAGGUGCCCCGCAUCAUCCUCCGCAACUACCAGGUGGGCGCCGUGGAGACCAUCAGGCGGUCCUUCCAGGGAGGUCAGGACAGGGUCGUGGUGUCCUUGGCCACGGGGGCCGGCAAGACGUCCGUGGCCAAUGGCUACCUCGACAAGCACGAGUCGGAAGCUGUGGUCUUGUGGACGGCACCCGGCCGCGAGCUCCUCGAGCAGGCGGAGAUGAACUCGCGGGGGUUCCGGCCCGAUCGCGGUCGUCGGUAUCGCGUCGGACUGGGGGACGUCAUGCCAGACAUCCCCGAGCUACCCAGGCAGAUCUGUCGCUCUGGCGGCGCGGUGGUCUACGCGACGGAGCAGGCUAUCUUCAGAAGGCUGAAGAGUCCUGCAAAAGGCAUGUCCGGUCCCGAAGAGGCCGAAGGUCUCCAGAUGCCAGGCCGCAUCCCUGACCUCAUCGUCGUGGAUGAGUGCCACUGGGCGGGUCUUACCAAAAUCGGCAUGUGCAUUCUAAAGUGGGCCAGGUACCACGGAAUUCGGGUCCUGGGUCUCACCGCCACGCCGCUCCCGGCGGCGCCUCUUCCAGUUGUUCACGUGCUCCCUUUGGUGCAACUCGCGAAGCUGGGCGUUCUCGCUUGGCCCAGACUCUGGCGAGUCGAGCGGCUUCCCGACUUACCGCUGUGCGUAACGAGCGUGUUCGACAUGCGGAAUCACCAGGAGGAGCUGCCCCUUGAGCUGCCUCCUGCCGACAUGGCCAUCGAUCUGACAGAGGUUGUCGACGUGUACGAGGGUGACGCGGAGAGGUGGGGCAAGACCUUGAUCAAGGUUGCCUCGAUCGAGGAUGCCGAUGACCUGGUGCGACUGUGCCGGCAACGAAAUCUCCGCGCCGCGACAGUCAACGCCAGAACGCCUCUUGCAAGCAGGCAAGGUAUC
Molecule: messenger RNA, 1256 nt
Organism: Prorocentrum cordatum
Lineage: Eukaryota; Dinophyceae; Prorocentrales; Prorocentraceae
Source: the annotation of a GenBank genome assembly